AUGUUCGAAAUACAUUCUCCAUCACCUGUAAACCAUUCUCAACUUUCUUUCCUCUCUGAAAAUUCAUCUAAUCCAUCACAUUAUAUCAAACGUGAACGUAGUCCACGUCCAACCCGACCUAAUCCUUAUCCUUAUCCCCACGGAUCGGGGAGUAAAACGCAAUCAACUCUUCUAACCAUCCCCAUUUCUGAACCCAUGAGACCGAUAUCAUAUCGAGACCAAUCUUCCUCACUCAUACCAUCUAGACCAAUUCCUAAACGUAGUCAUUCUUUCUGUGGUGAUGCCUCUACAACAACAUACGCAUUAGCUUCAACUUCUUCUAGAUAUUUAUCAGAAGAUAAAAAUAACAUUAUAGCUCCUCCAUUAGAAAGAACCCUCACUUCUCUAGGUAGGCCUAAAGGAAAUUAUCGUCGUCCAAACUUUUCCCCACAAAAUAAAACAUGCACCAUGAUGGAUACAGGAUUUAUCUCAAGUUCGUACAAUCAUAUUCCCAACUAUAAUCUUUCUUCAUCCAACAAUCCAAAUCUCAAUCCUAAUCCCAUUGCUGGUGGAAGAAGUCAAGGAGAGAUGUUAGCUCCAUCUUUACAAAGAACGGUGAGUUCGAUAGGUACAGAAGGUAAUAAAAGUUCGGAAGAUAUGCAAAUGGUUCGACCACGACCUAGAUCAUCUAAAACUUGUCCUUUGGUUCAAAGAGGGAGAAUUGAAGAUGUUCCAGAGUUGAAUUUGGAUUUUGAUCUUCAUCCCGUGUCGUUCAUGGACGUUCUUGAUUUAGGUUUUUCAUCGAUGGAUAAUGAUGUGAAUGUACGAGAAGAAGGAAAUGAGAGUAGAGAAGGACUGGAGAGAAGAGAAAGUGUUCAGAUGAGAGGUGGCAGAAGUGGGAAUUGGUUGAUGGUGGAAAGUGAGGAUGUGUCGAUGAUUGCAAGAAGGGCAAAUAGGACGAUUGUGGAUUAUGAAGAUGAUACGAUUAAUGAUAUGGAAGAAAAUCAACAUAUCACUUCAUCAACUUCUUUACCAAUUAUCACUGUAACUCAAGACCAUUCUCCCACUCAACACGAUCAACACUUACGACCCAUGUUUCAUCCUCCUUUUCACCACUCUCUUCCCCCUCAUCAUCAUGAACCACAUCAACAACACGGAGGAUUCUCUUCCUCUCGUCCAUCUAUAAACCCAUACCAACCUCAACCUCAAACACAUACACCCACCUACAAUGCUCAUACAUCUACAAUUCAAUUUCCUCACAUAUUAUCAAAACCAAACCAACAUCCUUCUUAUCCCAUUCAAUACCAAAUUGGACUUCCCACUCAAUACCAAAUCGGACUCCCCACUCAAUACCAAGCCGGUUUUCCCACUCAAUACCACAUCGGACUUCCCACUCAAGAUCCUUAUCCAACCCUUGACCCUACCCAAUAUCUUCAAUCCGACAUAGACGCAGCAUCAUCAAUUCAACCAACCCAAAACAAGUCAUAUCACGGUAUUGAAAAUCGUCAUUCCAAUCAUCGAUCAAACGAACGAUUCCCAUUGAAAGAAUUAAAUCAUUCAAACCGGGUAUUAUUGGGUAUAUCAUCUACUCCAGGAUUAGAAAGUGAUCAUGGAUCUAGAAGCUCAAGUUACGUUAUGACACCUUUGAACCAUUUUUCAUUAUCUGGGGAUAGAUAUGAAAGUGAUGAUGUUGGUAAAGUGAUCGAGGAGGGUGUUGGAGGGUUAGAAUUAGUUUAG
Messenger RNA from Tremella mesenterica DSM 1558, 1716 nucleotides. RefSeq lists its product as uncharacterized. The coding region runs from base 1 to 1716 and encodes 571 amino acids. The record is from RefSeq and is a predicted model, not a curated record. The transcript has a single exon. Lineage: Eukaryota; Fungi; Basidiomycota; Tremellomycetes; Tremellales; Tremellaceae.